AAGAUACAUACACCACACUCGUUUAGUAGCUGCCACGCCGGCAAGAUGCCUCGCUUCUCAGCACGCAAUGCCAUUGUCCUUGUCAACGUCGCCCUCCUCACAGUCCUCUUCAUCCACCUCAAAACCGUGCUCUGGGACAAGAACCCCGGCCGCGCCAUCAACGGCGCAAGCUCCCUGUUCGACGACCUCUACGACGACGACGACGUCGGCUACGACGGCGGGAACGCGGAUGACCGCAACGCCGUGCUGGGAUUGAACAGCGUCAAGAGUGAUGAUGAGUGGAAGAGCAAAGAUGGCAAGACGCUGCAGGUCAAUGGUGGGUCGGCGGGUGACUUGUUGGGUGCGAAGGGUGGGAAGGGGAAGAAGGAGAGGAGGACGGCGGUUGUGGUUGCGAGCCAGGCGAGCGAGAAUGCGACGUGGAUUGGCGAGGCGUUUCCGGAGUGGGAGCAGAAUAUAUAUAGGGUUGAUGAUCCGGGCGCGAAGUUGACGGUGCCGAAGAAUAAGGGGAGGGAGAGUAUGGUGUAUUUGACAUACAUCAUCGACCACUACGACACCCUCCCAGACAACAUCCUCUUCAUCCACCCCAACCGCUACCAAUGGCACAACGACGACCCCGACUACGAUGGCCUCCCCAUGCUGCGCCACUUUCAGCUCCCUUACCUCGAGGAACAAGGCUACGUCAACAUUCGCUGCGCGUGGUCACUCGGUUGCCCUGCGGAGAUCAAGCCGCUGGCUGAAGAGGGCGAGCAUAGAGAAGCGGUGCAUGCCGGCGGUGAUUAUAAGAAGGCGUUCCAGGUGUUGUUCCCGGGGAAGGAGGUCCCUAAGGAGGUCGGUGUUAGUUGCUGUGCGCAGUUUGCGGCGACGAAGGACAAGAUUAGGGAGACGAAGAGGGAGGAGUAUGUUAGGUACAGGAAGUGGCUUGUGAAUACAGAUUUGGCAGACAGCAUUAGUGGGAGAGUGUUGGAGUACUCAUGGCACAUGGUCUUUGGCAAAGAGCCAGUUCACUGCCCUAGCGCGAAAGAGUGCUAUUGUAAAGUAUUUGGUCUCUGCGACCUUACUUGCAAGGGCCCUAGCAGCUGUGAAAGUCGAUACAUUCUUCCCCCGUUUUCCUCUCUGCCACAAGGCUGGCCGUUUGUGGGUUGGAAGGGAGAGCCGCGAAAGAGGAUGGGUAGCGAAGAAUGAUCCACACACGACUGCGAUCUCGGUUAUCCACGUUCUCGCGGUGUCAUCGUCGAGCUACGGUGGCCUCAUUCUUGUUGGUCUCCCCCUCACCGUUCUCAUGCGGUGGCCUGGCAUGAUGAUACGCACUAUUCAUCGGUCGACAGUUCCAACCCGCUCAGCCACACGAAACGAACCACGUCACGAUAGUAGCACGAUAUUAUCUUCGCGUAGUACGGCACCU
Macroventuria anomochaeta is the source of this 1402-nucleotide messenger RNA. RefSeq lists its product as uncharacterized. The coding region runs from base 46 to 1182 and encodes 378 amino acids. The record is from RefSeq and is a predicted model, not a curated record. NCBI's taxonomy places the organism in Eukaryota, Fungi, Ascomycota, Dothideomycetes, Pleosporales, Didymellaceae. The transcript is spliced from 3 exons.